This is a messenger RNA of Darwinula stevensoni, 1221 nucleotides long. The record is from the annotation of a GenBank genome assembly. NCBI's taxonomy places the organism in Eukaryota, Metazoa, Arthropoda, Ostracoda, Podocopida, Darwinulidae.
AUGGAGGAUGGCGGCUCAGGGAUAUUCGUGAGUCCCACGGGUCUGUUGGAGAGGACAGGCUCCGUCGGCUUGUCCCUCAUCAUCUGGGCUGCAUGCGGUCUCCUCUCCAUGUUGGGUGCCAUGGCUUAUGCAGAGUUGGGAACUCUGAUUCCGUACUCUGGUGCCGAGUAUACCUACUAUUUAGCUGCUUUCGGAGGCUUCCCUGCUUUCAUCUACUGUUGGGUCUCCGUUUUCAUUCUCAAACCUUCUAUGCUGGCUAUCAUAUGUCUCAGCUUCGCGGAAUACGUUAUCAAUGGCUUCGUUCCCCUUUGCAACUCGGAAGACACCAUGGUGAAAAUAGUAGGAGCUUUCGCCAUCGGGGCUCUGUCCUACGCUGAGUUGGGGAUCGUAAUCCCUUACUCUGGAGGAGAAAUUGCAUAUUAUGUUCAUUCAUUCGGGCCUCUUCAUCACUUUUUUGGCCCCCUGCUCGGCUUCCUCUUCGGAUGGACUUCCGUUCUUCUCUUGAAACCUAGUUCAUUGGCUAUUCUUACACUUACUUUUGCAAAAUAUGUCGUUCUCCCAUUCUGGGAACUCCGCAAAGAGGAUGGAUCAUGCGACGGGAACUCAGAAGAAUUAUCUGAAAAACUUGUGGCUGCAUUGUGUAUCGGUGUGAUAACUUUCGUGAAUUGCUUCGAUGUGAAGUUGGCAACCCGGGUGCAGAAUGUGUUCACGACGGCAAAACUGUUGGCCGUGGUCAUCAUCGUCAUCACUGGCAUCGUCAAGUUCGCUCAAGGGGAAUCGAAACUGAAUCUGGGAUUCAAUGGUACGACCAAAGAAUAUGGGAAGAUAGCCACUGCCUUCUACAGCGGUCUUUGGGCCUAUGACGGCUGGUAUGAACCUUCCAACUAUACGUAUAAAUUUAGGAUGCAGCAGAGCAUAUCCAAUACGAUCAAUGUCACGGAUAUGCGUUGUGUCAUGCAAAUCGUCUUGUUUUCCAGGAACAAUCUCAACUACGUGACCGAAGAACUCAAGAACCCAUAUGUGAAUUUGCCACGUGCCAUAAUGAUCGCAAUUCCUCUGGUUACUGUCUGCUACCUCCUGGUCAACAUUUCAUAUCUCAUUGUUCUGGAUCAGGCUACACUUCUGGCUUCAGAUGCUGUUGCUGUAGUACAUACCACCGAUUUGAAAUGCGAGUGCGAAAAGGAAUUUGGAUUUGAGGUCCGGACGAUCCGCCCGGACUAA